Molecule: messenger RNA, 1131 nt
Organism: Anthostomella pinea
Lineage: Eukaryota; Fungi; Ascomycota; Sordariomycetes; Xylariales; Xylariaceae
Source: the annotation of a GenBank genome assembly
AUGUCGAGCUUCUUUGAUCUCAAGGCCCGCAAGGCUGCCGCAGCAGCGAACGGAUCAACAGCACCCAAAACAGAAGAAUCAAAGCACCGACCGAAGACCCUCAGCGAUGUCACAGCCCAAGAUCAUACCAUCAAUGUCCUACAACGGACUUUACAAGCCUCCAACCUUCCUCACAUGCUCUUCUACGGGCCCCCCGGAACGGGCAAGACCUCGACGAUCCUCGCGCUGGCGAAAGAGCUGUACGGGCCCGAGAUGUUCAGGUCGCGGGUGCUGGAGCUCAACGCGUCGGACGAGCGCGGCAUAUCCAUCGUGCGGGAGAAGGUCAAAGACUUCGCGCGCAUGCAGCUGACCAACCCGCCGCCGGGCUACAAGUCGCGCUACCCGUGCCCGCCCUUCAAGAUCAUCAUCCUCGACGAGGCCGACAGCAUGACGCAGGACGCCCAGAGCGCCCUGCGCCGCACCAUGGAGACGUACAGCAAGAUCACGCGCUUCUGCCUGGUGUGCAACUACGUCACGCGCAUCAUCGACCCCCUCGCCUCGCGCUGCAGCAAGUUCCGCUUCAAGAGCCUGGACCAGGGCAACGCACGCCGGCGCCUCGAGGACAUUGCGCGCUUCGAGGGCGUCGGGCUCGAGGACGGCGCUGUGGAGGCGCUGAUUAAGAGCAGCGAGGGCGAUCUGAGAAAGGCGAUUACGUUCCUGCAAAGUGCUGCGAGGCUCGUCGGCGCGAUCGAGAAGGACGUCGACGAUGGUGCGGAUAAGAUGGAUGUGGAUGGUGCUGCUGCGACUACGGCGGUGUCGGUCAAGAUCGUCGAGGAGAUUGCGGGCGUCAUACCCGAGUCGACGAUCGAGAGGCUGCAGAAGGCUAUGCAGCCCAAGUCGGCGGGCGCUACGUACCAGGCCAUCGCCAAGGUGGUCGAGGACAUGGUGGCGGAUGGGUGGAGUGCCGGGCAGGUCGUCACACAGCUUUACCAAGCCGUCAUAUUCGACGAGAUGAUCCCUGAUUUGGCGAAGAACAAGAUCACGCUGAUCUUCUCCGAGGUGGACAAGCGGCUGGUGGAUGGUGCUGAUGAGCACCUCUCGAUCCUGGAUUUGGCGCUGAGAAUAUCGAAUAUCCUGGCUGGUAAAGGUUAA